Aspergillus udagawae is the source of this 942-nucleotide messenger RNA. RefSeq names its product class I SAM-dependent methyltransferase. Bases 1 to 942 code for a protein of 313 amino acids. NCBI's taxonomy places the organism in Eukaryota, Fungi, Ascomycota, Eurotiomycetes, Eurotiales, Aspergillaceae. Gene Ontology annotation, molecular function: methyltransferase activity. The transcript is spliced from 2 exons. The record is from RefSeq and is a predicted model, not a curated record. Gene Ontology annotation, biological process: ubiquinone biosynthetic process.
AUGUCAUCCCGCUCAUUAUGGAGAAGUCUGCACUACAGUGCAAAGCGAAGGGCUGCAAUUCCCCAGAGCCAGUACCGAUGCUUCUCCUGCUCUUUGCGAGUACAAGAUAGCAAGUCGAAUCACGACGACCAGAUGACCCAUUUCGGCUUCAAGAAUGUUCCUGAAUCUCAAAAGGAAUCUAUGGUACGGACGGUGUUUAGCUCUGUUGCAGCUUCCUACGACACCAUGAACGAUUUCAUGUCCCUUGGGAUCCAUCGUCUAUGGAAAGACCACUUUGUACGAUCGCUGAACCCCGGGUCCGCCCUACCAUCCCGCGACAACGACACCACCGGCAAAGGCUGGAAUAUCCUCGAUAUCGCUGGCGGGACCGGCGACAUCGCAUUCCGCAUGCUCGACCACGCGACCAACAUCAACAACGACCAUCAGACACGGGUGACAAUUGCCGAUAUCAACCCCGACAUGCUGGCGGAGGGCAAGAAGCGCAGCAUCGACACCCCCUAUUAUAAUACUCCUCGGCUGUCCUUCAUGGAGGCCAACGCGCAACACAUCCCAGGUAUCCCGGACAACUCGGUAGACCUGUAUACAGUUGUCUUCGGCAUCCGUAAUUUCACGGAUAAGCAGGCUGCACUGGUGGAAGCGUUCCGAGUCCUGAAGCCUGGCGGUGUCUUUGCGUGCAUGGAGUUUAGCAAGGUAGACAACAGUCUAUUCAAUGCGAUCUACAAGCAGUGGAGCUUCAGCGCUAUUCCGCUCAUCGGUCAGAUUGUCGCCGGUGACCGGGAUAGCUACCAGUACCUUGUCGAGAGUAUUGAGAAGUUCCCCAGCCAGGAAGAGUUCCGGUCUAUGAUUCAGAAGGCUGGAUUUAUGAUUCCCGGCCGAGGAUACGAGAAUCUCACUGGUGGGAUUGCAGCGAUCCACAAAGGAAUCAAGCCUUUGACGAAGUGA